Messenger RNA from Choloepus didactylus (southern two-toed sloth), 4554 nucleotides. It is a transcript of the gene MSANTD2, whose product is annotated as Myb/SANT DNA binding domain containing 2. The record is from RefSeq and is a predicted model, not a curated record. The transcript has 2 exons. Bases 20 to 811 code for a protein of 263 amino acids. Lineage: Eukaryota; Metazoa; Chordata; Mammalia; Pilosa; Megalonychidae.
UCCUCACACCGGCGCCCUCAUGCCCCCACCCUUCUCCUCGGCUCUGGGGUUCCGCGCGCCUCCUUCCCGCCCCUCGCCCCGGGAGAGGAGCGGGCGGCGCGGGAAGGCUCGCGGAGAAAGGCUGGCGGGAGCUGACCGGCCCCGCUCCGCAGCCGCCUCCUCUACAGCCGGAGCACCCAGUCGGCCGGCCAGCGGCGCGCCAGGCCCCAAGGCAGCCCCGGAGACCGCGGUGGCCGGAUGCACGGGAGCGUCACUUCCGGGCGGUUCAGCAGCGGCCGCUUGGAAGAUGGCUGCGCCCUGUGGCUCGGAGCUGCCCGCCAACUCGCCGCUAAAAAUCCCGAAGAUGGAGGUGCUCUCCCCGGCCUCGCCUGGUGGCCUGAGCGACGGAAACCCAUCGCUGUCAGACCCGUCCACGCCUCGGGGAGCCUCCCCGCUCGGGCCGGGCAGUGCGGCGGGCUCGGGGGCAGCGGCGUCCGGGGGUCUCGGGCUGGGGCUGGGGGGCCGCAGCGCCGCCUCGUCCUCGGUCUCCUUCUCCCCUGGCGGCGGCGGUGGUGGGGCUGCAGCCGCCGCCGCCGCCGCCUGCCGGGGCAUGUCGUGGACGCCGGCCGAGACGAACGCGCUCAUCGCAGUGUGGGGCAACGAGCGGCUGGUGGAGGCGCGGUACCAGCAGCUGGAGGGAGCCGGCACGGUGUUCGGCAGCAAGGCCCCCGGGCCAGCCAUGUACGAGCGCGUGUCCCGGGCCUUGGCCGAACUGGGCUACGAGCGGACCCCGUCCCAGUGCCGGGAGCGCAUCAAGAUGAAAUACCUGUAGACUCCUGAUUUGACCACCUGAUCAAGUAACCUAUACUUUAGUUCUUCUAUUCAGAUUUUCUUGAUUUCUUCUGAUCUCUAUCCCUAUGACCUCAUUCAUGGCUCUUCCUAUAAGGAGGAGACAAUAAGAUAAUACCAACGUACUUAGAGAUUUCUGACAAUAAGGGAAGUAAUAUUAUUCCUAAUUAUGAAUAGAGUAGUCUUUAAUAAUCUUAAGAUACUCUUUCCCCUCUGAAUCUUAAUUUAAAAUAUACUUAGAUGUUUUGAAGCUUAAGUUACUAUAAAUUUCUGAGAUGAGUGAAGUAAAGGAGAAGGAAGGGAAGCAAGGUGUUUGUGUUGAAUAGGACAUGGUUCUCCAAGAAAAGCCAAAUGGAGGUUCGUGUUGGGUUUGGUUAGCUUUCUGCAAGUGGGAGAUGAGACUUCAUUUUUCCUAGAUUCUGGAGAAUUAUUUUAAUUUCAGAUUUAGAGUAGGUUUUUAAGUUGUUUUAUUUAGUAUUGUUGACUCACAAUCUUUUUUUUUUUACAAGAGAUUUAAGGUUUUAUUAAGAUUGUAUUUAAACACUGAAUCAAUUUUUACUGUGGCUGUUGUCUUUUUUCCAUAUAAAUAUCUUAAAAAAGAACUACUUGAUCUUUCAGGGUAUCCAUUUUCAUCUACUCAUAUAAAACACUGCAGAGAUCCAAUUAUAUAUUCAUAUACCAUGCAGUCAUACAUAACAAAUCGUACAUUUGAUUGUUCACAGUACCAUUACAUAGUUGUGCAUUCAUCACCAAAAUCAAUCCCUGACACCUUCAUUACCACACACACAAAAAUAACAAGAAUAAUAAUAAUUAAAAUGACUCACAAUGUUUUAAUUACUUGCUUUGGUUAAUCAUUUGGUGUGUGGAAAGUAUAACCUUUUUUUAUUUAUUAAGGAUGUUAAGAACUGGAAGAUCUCCAUAUAUCCUUUUUAUCCAUUUUUAAACUCCUCAAGUUUAACUAAAUGCCAGUGUUUCCAAGCUGAUGCUUGGAGUCCUACUUUUUUUUUUCCAUCUCAGUUGUGUCCCAUGUAAACAGUUCCUGCUUGGAUCUUGUCUUUACUGAACCCGGAAGUUACCUUCUUAAGUGUAUUAACAUCUUGACAGAGUUAAAAUCAAUCUGGAAAUCUUUUAAUAUUAUUUCCAUACACCAAAUUCCUAUCAGGUGGAUUUAGAAGUUAUGAAACAUCUUUCCUUCAGACACCUAAUAGAUCUUUUAUAUUUCCUCAUAUUACACUAUGAAAGCAUAUUAUAAAAGUACACCACAAAGUAAGAGGUGGCAAGAGCCACCUUUUUGAUGAAAUAUAAAGUAUAUCACCUGACUAUUCUUCCACAUAUCUCUUACCAUUAGAUAUUGCUAAUUGCCUCAUUUACAAUUGCACAAAACCAGUAAAGGUUUCCAAGAAAGCAAGAGUCUUUUCUGUGGUUUUCCACCAAAUACAUUUCAAAGAUUUGUGGCUUUGCUUAUGCCUGUGUCAUUUCCUGAUAAGUGUUGAGCUUUGUAAAGCACCUUUCUUCAAAGGAACCUUAAUUUUAUCCUUGACUUCUGUAGUUACCCUCAGUGAUAGAGCCGAGCCAGCUGGGCUCUUGUGUGCCGUGUGCUUUUCUCCAAGCAGCCAGUAAGUAGGGAGCAUUGGCGUGGUUUCCAUCUCCAUUUAUGGCCUUGGAAGGGUGAAAGAAGCAUGGUUGGGACUCUCCAUUUACGGUCCUUGGAGGAGUUGAAAAGUGGUUGGGGUGUUCUUGGAGGCAGAAACUAGACAUUGUGAGAUAAAAAUAAAUUGCCAGGGCAUGUUUGCAAUGCAAAUUCCAGUCCCUGCAAGGAGGGCAGAGGGCACUGGGAAAGGGGAAUAUGUGGAAAGUCAAAUGAGAUCUGCUGCAGGCAUUUGUUUCCUGCCAUUGGAAGGUUUGCCCAUGACACACUUUUCCCAAGCUCAUAUUUCUGAUUUGUUCUAUGAAGUUUUGUGUUAUGUAGUUGUGACCAUCUCUUACCAAGAGAAAGAAGGAAUGCUGUAUAUUAUCAGAAACCUCAGUUCUUUAAAAGCAUGAUUCGAGGCACUGGAAAAGAUCUCAAGAAAGGGAGAAUGAAGCAGGUACUUAGGUAGGGGCUAGGCCUGCUGUCUUUAGGGUGGGUGACUGUGUCAUUGCUCUGCUAAGUUUGAGGAAGAUCAUCAUGUUUGCCCUGCUUUUAUGGUUUCUUGUGUCCAUCUGGAUUUCUGGCCUCAAGGGAGAGAUUUGCCAAGUAUUUGACAGAGUGUUUUGUAAUUUGUUAACUGUGAUUUAAAGAUGCUGAACUUUCAUGGAGGCUCUAUAAAGAUUAUCAAGAGUUGUUUUGAUUUGCCAAGAACAGAUGAUAUUUUGGCUUAUGGAAGGCAACCUCACCUUUAGGAGAAAUUUAUAGUCUGACCAAUGCCUAUAAAUUAAGUCUGCAGUGACUCGGUUUUGCACAGUUGAGUAAGAAAGUAUUUGGGAGCCACCAGGGAAAAGGGUCUUGUAUCCCAAAAAAAUUCUUAGGAUGAAACCCAGUAAAGUAGAAGGGAGAUUAGCAGGAACAAAGGGAGGCAGAGAUGGGAUACAGUCUAUGAAUGUAACUAAACUAAAUUACUUAAUUUGGAAGCUGGGAUCAAGUCCUUGAUUUAUAAGAUAGCAUACAAUGUACCAUUAAACUCAGAAGCCUGGACUAAUAAUCAGAAAUAUGCAUUAGAAACAAAGACCAUAAAGAAAAUUAAAGGGUUGUACAAGAUAAUAAAAUGAUCCAGUAUUUAUCUGUGGACCUGCAUAAUGAUAUUUGCUGUGUGCCAUAUGGCAGUAAAAGAAGUGAAAUAACAUUCUCCCCUUCCCCCCAAAAAAAGAAAAGAUUGGCCUCAUUUGUUGGUUUGUUUAGCUGGCAGUUUGAGUUGGUAGAAUAGAUGAGCUUUUUUGGCUAACUUUUAGACAGAGGUAUUAGUGUACUGUUUCUUGAUAAUAUUUGAGACUGGGAGUUUGUAGCAUUAUUGAUUGUAUCUUUAUUUUAAAUUUUAGUAGCUUCCCCAGAGACAGAGUUAGUAAGGAAUAUGGACUAUGUAAGUGAUGUUUUACUAGCUAAUCAGUUUAGGCAAUUUUUACCCUGAAUUCCUUCUUAAUCAAGAGUAAGGAAGGUUAUAUUCUUUGCUUUGGGGAAUUCUUCUUUCUGUCCUACCUUCCCUCACUUUUUCCAAAUUCUGAGCACAAUUAGCAGCUCUCUCUCUUCUGUGGCAGGUGUGCAUCCUAUUGGCUGGCUGGUAUUUCUUGUUUUUUUCCCCCCCUUAUUCUUUUUAAAUUGGGGUGGGGGUAUAAAAAUAUGUGUAUGGGGUACAUGCAAUAAUGUUGUAAUGUUUUUUUGUUUAAUGGAUAAUUAAUUGCAAAAUAAUUGUUUGAAUUAUAACAUGUUUGAAUAAAUGCUAAAAUUAGUAUUUUUUUCCUAAUAUAUUAAUGAAUUUGAAAUCUGGCAUUCCUGUAACAAUGUGUCUAUGUUUGUCUGUGUCUGUCUAAUAGUAAUUAAUAUCUGUGGUCCAUACCUGGAAGAGGAAGUACAGCUUUAAAGGAAUAACAAAAGACUUUGUGUCUUAGACCCUUCGCAGGUGUUACAGUCGGGUGAAAGAACAUGGUGUUGGGAAAAGAAAGAGCAGUUACACAUUUGAACAGUUGGAACAGGUGUUUGGUCAGGGAGGAUGGGAUGCUCAGCCCUGCCAGCCUGUACUUAUUAACAGUAGU